AUGACGACCCCGGAUUCUGACAACGGCGAGUCGUACGGGAGUGCUCCGUUAUCGUUUCGUGCUCCGAUGUCGAACUGUGCCAAGUCGAUUAUCGAUAGGAAACUGCGAAAAUUUGCUUCGGAAACAUCGUUCGCAACGGAGACAGCCAGUGAAAGCAGCAUCGAACGUGAAGUACCGGGGCGUACACGGGUAUUCACCGUGAGGACGGUACCACGACGUAUACUCGCUCAUCGUGGUCGUAACGAUUCUGAUGGAAGUGGUGGUAGUGAAGCGACUGUGGCAAGUGGCUCGGCCACCCCACGACGCGCUUUGCGAAGACCAAAAAGCCAGAGCGAGCUGCACACAAGCUGCACGAGCGCCACGCUCCAUUCGCUCGAAAGCGCCACGGCUGCGAUCCCGAAUGACGAGCGACGAGCCAGCCAUGUCUACAUGAUCGACGAUGACAGCGUGCACGAAUUCGAAGAUGACGACGGUAAGAUUCUUCGCAAUAUAUCCAAAGCUCUUCAAAUGACUGGUUACUGUUGA
Messenger RNA from Haemonchus placei, 525 nucleotides. The record is from the annotation of a GenBank genome assembly. Lineage: Eukaryota; Metazoa; Nematoda; Chromadorea; Rhabditida; Trichostrongylidae.